Messenger RNA from Sporothrix brasiliensis 5110, 2877 nucleotides. RefSeq lists its product as uncharacterized. The coding region runs from base 1 to 2877 and encodes 958 amino acids. The record is from RefSeq and is a predicted model, not a curated record. NCBI's taxonomy places the organism in Eukaryota, Fungi, Ascomycota, Sordariomycetes, Ophiostomatales, Ophiostomataceae. The transcript has a single exon.
AUGUACGCAGGACCGACCCGCCAUACUCUUGUCGAGUCUUAUGUGCCUGCACCGCUGCGCAUCGAGAAGAAGCCGGCGAUCCAGACGACUCAAGCACAGACAACUCAAGCACAGACAGCGCAGACAGCACUCGCACAACCACAGCAGGCGACGAUCCAGGCAGCAACACCACCCAUGCAGUCGACCCAGGACUUUGUGCGCCGCACCGACCGGAGCAUGGCCCGCCAGCAAGCCCAGGAGGCCGUGAUGCAGCAGCAGCAGCAGCAGCAGCAGCAGCAGCAACAAAACUACGGCCAUCAGCCACAACAGCAGCCACAGUACUCCCUGUACCAACCGCGCCGGCCGGCACCCGCCCACGCCCCUGCCCACCCUCAUCCGCACCACAGCCACCUCCGCGGCCCCAACAGCGCUCCCUUCCAGUGGCAGCGUCCGGCCCUCCUCAAGCCGACCAAGGCGGCCCCGGCCCGCCCGCGCGCGCCGGGCGAGAUGUUUGCCGCGCUGCCGGGCGAGGUCUUGGAGCUCAUCCUGGACGAGCUCAAGCGGUCGCACAUGGAGGACGGCCAGAGCUGCGCGACGUGCUGGAUGCGCGACGCCUGCGCGAUGGCGGUGACGGCGCGCAAGAUGCUCAAGUACGCGCGGGUGGCGCUGUACGAGGGCAUCGAGCUCGCGGGCGCCGAGGCCGUGCACGCGCGGCACGCGCCCAAGGCGAAGAAGCUCAAGUCGCAAAAGGAGCGAGACGAGGCCGCGCAGCAGCAGGCCCGCCGCCUGCUCGCCGACUCGCGCCUGUCGCUGCUGCUGCGCACGCUGCAGGCGAGCCCGCCGAUUGCGGCGAUUGUGCGGACGCUGCGCGUGCCGCCGACGUUUGCGUCGGCGCUGCUGACGGCGCCCGUGGCGCCCGACGCGUACGAGGCCCUCGUCGCGUCCGUGGUGCAGGCGUGCCCCAACCUCGAGCGCGUGCUGGGCUACUACCCGGCCUACGACCACAACGCCGCGCACGCCCGGUACGCCGCGGCCCUGGCCUCGCGCGCGCGCCUCAAGGAGAUGACCUGGGUGGUGGCCCCGCUGCUGUCGCAGGAGCAGCGCGAGCAGCACGCGCGGGCGCAGCGCGAGCACACGUUGCUGCAGCAGCAACCGAAGCCGCGCACCCGCGGCAAGUCCUUUUCGCACAUGCGCCGUCCGGCGUCGCCGCCGCUGCUGCCGUCGCUGCCGUCGCCGCCCGUGUCGCCGCGCCUGGCCCAGGACGACGGGUUCGCCGAGCGGAUGCGGCCGCGCACGGGUUCGGCUGACGCUGUUGGGACGCCAUUGUCGCCGCCGUCGUCCUCGUCCUCAUCCUCGUCCUCGUCCUCGUCCUCGUCCUCGUCAGCCGUCGCCCUCGCGCCGCGCCAGAGCGCCCGCUUCCUCAACCACCACAUUCACUGGCAGUACCUGUCGACGCUCGCCGUGCACUGCCUCCCCGGCGCCACGCUGACGCCCUCGACGCUGCUGGUCGACGCCCUCAUGUACCUGCCGGCCCUGCAGAACCUGUACCUGUCGCAUCUGCCCGCCGCCGCGUUCGACGACGCCAGCCUGCUGGCCCUGCCGCCGCUCCGGAAGCUCGCGCUCGUGCACCUGCCCGGCGUCACCGCGCAGGGCCUGUCGACCCUGGCCACGCGCGGCACCAGCCGGUCGCUGACGGACGUGUCGCUCGUCCACGUCGGCCGCACCGCCGGCGACGCCGGCGACAUGCCCAACCUGCCCGCGCUCGCGCGCCUGCUCAGCAAGCUCGACAAGCUGACGUCGCUGUCGCUCGUGCAGUCGCAGGCGCCCGCGCUGCCGUCGGGCGACGUCAUCUGGCUGUUUCCCUACCUGGCGUCGCCGUCCCUCGAGAAGCUGCACUGGGACGUGCCGACGCCCACGCCUGUGCCUGUGCCAGCGGCAGCAGCAACAACAGCAGCGGCAGCGCCCUCCGAAAGCCCCUUUGGUGCGCCCCUGGCCGGUGACGUCGUCCUCGCCCGCAGCAUCGCCGCCCAGGGCUUCCCGCGGCUGCGCCAGCUGCGCACGCCCAACGACCCAGACGGCCUCUUCCAGGCGCUGUGCCGGCCGCAGGAGCGCGUGGUCCUCGCAAAAGACCGCUACCGGGGCGCGGGCACAACGUACCCCAGUGCAUUCACGUCACCAGCAGGGACGACUUCGACAACGUCGACGCCUCCCUCGGCCGCGGCUGCGGGCGGCCACCGCCAGCGCGACUCCGAGUCGUCCCUCUUUUCGGCGUCGUUUGGCACGCACUCGCGCACCAACAGCACCGCGUCCUUUACGUUUGGAAAAUCGUCGCCGUCGUCGUCGCCGUCGUCGUCGUCCACGUCGAGCGCGGUGUCGUCCGCCUCGAGUGCGUCCUCCACGGCGUCCGCGCCGCCCGCCGCCGAAUGGACCUGCACCCACCUGGGCGCGGCGCGCGUGGCCGCCCAGGCGCGCAUCGACGCGUCCCGCCGCGCGCCGCGCAUGCUCGUGCACGUCACCGACGAGCACGGCCGCCUGGUCGACCAGUACGGGCUGGCCGGGUUUGUCGGGACCGUCGGCAGCCCCAUCACGUACCACCUGCUGCCGGAUGCGGGCGCGUCGGACGAGAAGGGCGGGCUGGUGGACAUGCACGAUGUCUUGUGCGGCGGCGGCGGCGGAGGCGCUGCCACCGGGGCUGACGACGCCGUCGCAACAAAGAACAAGACGGACAAGAAAAAGGAGGACACGUCCGAGGCGAACGCCUCCAUCGCCGCCUCCGCCUCUUCGAGAGAAGGCUGCACGGGCCAGUGGAACGCCAACUGGGAGCUGCCGCAGAAGAAGGACCGCGCGCGCUGGUGGCACACGGAGCGCCCGCGGUCGCGCGCGGUGGCGUUGUUUUAG